UCUUCUGAUGUUUGGGAGUGUUUGACCUCUGACCUCCACAUGAACCCGUCCUGCCCUGAGCUUUCCUCUCGGCUCCACUAGCUCCUCUCUCGGCUGUCUUGCAGCGUGUUGGCAGCACCUUCAGACAGGAAGACACAUGUUGGACCUGUCUCCCUGCCCCUCCCUCGCCGUUCUGUCAGCCCGCUCAGCCCCCGACGGCAGUUGCGCGCUCGGAACCGGGCGCACACACGUGCGGGGUCAUCACACAGCGUGCCACGCUUUCCGCAGAGCUCCAGCAGAACCGGAGGGGGAAGAGUUUGGCUUCCAGUCGUCCCGCCGCCUUCAGACUGCCGGUAUGAGGUGGUGGCUGCUUGUGGCCAGUCUGUCGGUGACGGUGGUCCUGACCAUCCCUGACGCUCAGGCGGGGGGGAGACCCCUCAGUUCGGACGGGGAGAGUCAGAGAGGGAAGAGGAAGCGGGACCGAUCAGGUCAUGGCAGGUCCAGAGGAGGACCCAGACCUCUGAAGAUGAGACUGGUUCCAGGUCCAAAUGUUCCAGCGGAGCUGAUGGAAAAGCAGAAGCACGGCGGCUCCGUAAACAAGAGGAACAUCCAGGAACUGCAGCUCAUCUACAGCGUGAUUCCAGUUCCAAACAACCCCAAUGAGGCCACGCCCCUGCUGACCCAGGAGGAGAUCCAGCGAAUCCUGUGGCGGGAGGAAGAGGAGCACCAAGAGGAGGAAGAACAACUGAGGAAGAAGGAAGAGGCGAGGAAAAAGAGAAGGAGGGAAAGGAAAGAGAGGGAGGAGAAACAGAAGGAGGAGAGGAGGCGAGAGGAGGAGGCGCUGAGGCUGCAGGUGGAGAAGGAGGAGGAAGAGUGGAGGAGGGAGGUGAAAGAGAGGGAGGACAAAAGAAUGCAAGAGGAGAAGAUGAGAGAAGAAAAGGAGAGGGAGAAAAAAGAGAAGGAGAGGAUGAGGGAGCAGGAAGCAAAGCAGGAAGAGGAGGUGUGGCUGAGAGGAGACGUGUUUCAGAUGACUCCUAAAGAAGUGGACCUCCCCUCACGGCCUCCUACAGCAGGAGGGGAGGAGGAGGAGAACAGAGGAGCCCUCCCGCCAGGCUGCGACAUCUCUGACGUGACGAUGACCUGUGAGAACGCCAGACUGGCACACUUCCCUCCGCUGAGCAUCCCCGAGCUGAAAUCUCUCAGCCUGGAGGGUAACAACAUCAGCAGCAUUCCAGCACAAGCCUUCAACGGGAUUCCCAACCUGGAAUGGAUCAACCUGCGGAAAAACAGGCUCACCUCUGCUGGCAUCGACGCCGACGCCUUCAAGGGACUGAAGAUGCUAAGACGUCUGUAUUUAGACGGGAAUCUUCUGGAAAGCGUGCCCUCAGACCUCCCCUCGACCCUCCAGGAGCUGAAGAUCAACGAAAACAGGCUGAGAGCCGUCGAUGAAACCAGUUUCCAAGACAUGAGCAGCCUGAUGAUUCUGGAGCUGGAGGGAAACCUGCUGAGCGAGGGGAACGUGGAUCCUCUGGCCUUCGCCCCUCUGAGCCAGCUCUCCUACCUCCGGCUGGGGAAAAACCACUUCCGAACGGUGCCGCAGGGCCUUCCGAAGUCUCUGCUGGAACUGCAUCUGGAGAACAACUUGAUUGAAGAAAUCUCUGCGACUGUUUUCAAUCAGACCACCAACCUGAACGUCGUUUCUCUCAGACAUAACAAGCUUGAUGAGACCCGGAUCGCUCCCAUGGCUUGGAUCAACCUCAGGAACCUGGAGUCUAUUGACCUCUCACAUAACGAGUUCUACCUGGUCCCAUCCUUUCUCCCUACAUCUCUGGUCCACUUGGUGCUGGUGGGAAACAAGAUCGAGAGGAUCCCUGGUUACGUGUUUGCCCACAUGAGUCCAGGUUUGGAGUACCUCUACCUCUCUUACAACAAGCUCGACGGAGAGGGAACGGAACCAGAGUCCUUCGUCGGCACCUACACGUCCAUGGUGGAGAUGUGUUUGGACCACAACCAGCUGAUCAACGUGCCUGCUGGCAUCAAUGAAAUGAUGGCUCUGCACUUCCUCAGACUCGACAACAACAUGAUCAGGAGCGUCCCGGACCACAGCAUCUGCGACCCCGACAGCAGUGGGGAGAACACUCUGGUGGCUCUGAGGCUGGAGAACAACUUUAUCAACUCCAACAAGAUCUCCCCCACAGCCUUCUCCUGCAUACGCUCCGCCUCCAGCGUGGUGUUAAAGCCCCAGAAAGUGAAACACUGAAAAACCAGCAGAAGUUAGAAGUGAUGAACGAGAACUUGGGGGAUAUUUGAGAGCUUCAACUGGCGGUGUAGGAGCGAACAUCUGCACCGAUGCUACAGACUGCGCUCCACGCAUCUGGAAGGGGUGUAAAAAAAUGUUGGUCCAACACCUCAAAUGUCAAAACAUGAUGAUGAUCUUUGUGCUUCAUUAAAUUAAAAUAAAAACUGUAAAGCAUCGUGUCACACAGCUGACACUAACAACAAUUUGAAUUACCAGGAUCCACAAAUAAAAUUCUUGCUUAAACGCUC
This is a messenger RNA of Oryzias melastigma (Indian medaka), 2526 nucleotides long. It is a transcript of the gene ecm2, whose product is annotated as extracellular matrix protein 2, female organ and adipocyte specific. The transcript is spliced from 12 exons. Gene Ontology annotation, molecular function: protein binding; collagen V binding; heparin binding. Lineage: Eukaryota; Metazoa; Chordata; Actinopteri; Beloniformes; Adrianichthyidae. The record is from RefSeq and is a predicted model, not a curated record. Bases 137 to 2239 code for a protein of 700 amino acids. Gene Ontology annotation, biological process: positive regulation of cell-substrate adhesion; extracellular matrix organization. Gene Ontology annotation, cellular component: extracellular matrix.